GUGUCGGCCUCCGCGCCAGUUUCGGGCUGGUUGGCGCGGAAUCGGAAGACUCCGGGACCAUGGCGCCCGUGCACGGCGAUGACUGCGAGCUGGGGGCGAGCGCUGUGUCAGAUUCAGGGAGUUUUGUAGGUUCUCGAUCCCGGAGAGAGAAGAAAUCAAAGAAAGGGCGACAGGAAGCUCUGGAAAGACUGAAAAGGGCUAAAGCUGGUGAGAAGUAUAAAUAUGAAGUAGAGGACUUCACAAGUGUUUAUGAAGAAGUUGAUGAGGAACAGUACUCGAAGCUGGUCCAGGCCCGCCAGGAUGACGACUGGAUCGUGGAUGAUGAUGGUAUUGGCUAUGUGGAGGAUGGCCGAGAGAUUUUUGAUGAUGACCUUGAAGAUCAUGCCCUUGAUUCCCAUGAGAAAGGAAAAUAUGAUAAAGCAUGCAACAAAGACAAGAGGAAUGUCAAGAAGGCCGUGGUGACAAAACCGAACAAUAUCAAGUCAAUGUUCAUUGCCAGUGCUGGGAGGAAAACCGCAGAUAAAGCUGUUGACUUGUCCAAGGACGAUCUGCUAGGUGAUAUUCUACAGGAUUUGAACACUGAGACACCUCAAAUAACUCCACCACCUGUAAUAAUACCGAAGAAGAAAGGAUCCAGUGGAGCUUCAAUGAAUCCUUUCUCUGUACACACCCCCAAGGCAGCUCCUUCAGGAAAAACCGCUUCCCCGGUCUCAAGGAAGGAGCCUUCAUUAACCCCUGCUCCUCUUAAAUGUGCUGGAUUUGCUGGAGAGCCGGUGCCGGCAUUGUGUACAGUUGACAAGGAGGAGUCAGGGGCAAUGGAUUUUGAAGAUGGCGACUUUGAUGAGCCCAUGGAAACGGAGGAGGUGGACGUGGAGCCUGUGGGUGCCAAGACCUCUGACCAAGAGAGGGAGCCAGCAGAGGGGACAAAACAUGAGGCAGAUCCUGGGAAAGGGACCAUACCCUACUCAGCAAGUUUUCUCCCAGAUGUCUCUUGUUGGGACAUUGAUCAGGAAGAUGACAGCAGUUUCUCAGCCCUGGAAGUUCAAGUGGAUUCCAGUCACCUUCCACUGGUGAAAGGGGCAGAUGAGGAACAAGUAUUUCAGUUUUAUUGGCUGGAUGCUUAUGAAGAUCCGUACAGCCAACCAGGUGUGGUAUUUCUGUUUGGCAAAGUUUGGAUCGAAUUCGCCCAAACCCAUGUGAGCUGUUGUGUCAUGGUGAAAAACAUUGAGCGAACGCUCUACUUCCUUCCCCGUGAAACGAAAAUUGAUCUAAAUACAGGGAAAGAAAGUGGAACUCCAGUUACAAUGAAGGAUGUUUAUGAUGAAUUUGAUGAGAAAAUAGCAGCAAAAUAUAAGAUUAUGAAAUUCAAGUCCAAGGCAGUGGAAAAGAGCUAUGCUUUUGAGAUACCUGAUGUUCCAGAGAAAUCUGAGUACUUGGAAGUUAGAUACUCGCGAAGAACAUUUUUGUUCCAGGGAUGUACUUCUUGGGAUUCUCCAAAUACUCCCAUCAGCGUCUCCUCUCCCCAGGCUGAAAUGCCCCAGCUUCCUCAGGAUUUGAAAGGAGAAACUUUUUCUCAUGUAUUUGGGACCAACACAUCCAGCUUGGAACUGUUCUUGAUGAACAGAAAGAUCAAAGGACCUUGUUGGCUCGAAGUAAAAAAUCCACAGCUCUUGAAUCAGCCAAUCAGUUGGUGUAAAGUUGAGGCAAUGGCCUUGAAACCGGGCUUGGUGAACGUAAUUAAGGAUGUUGGCCCUCCUCCACUUGUGGUCAUGUCUUUGAGCAUGAAGACAAUGCAGAAUGCAAAGACACAUGAAAAUGAGAUUAUUGCUGUGGCAGCGUUGGUGCAUCACAGCUUCGCACUAGAUAAAGCACCCCCACGGCCUCCCUUUCACUCACACUUCUGUGUUGUGUCUAAACCAAAGGAUUGUAUUUUUCCAUAUGAUUUUAAAGAAGGCAUUAAGGAAAAGAAUGUGAAGGUUGAGGUUGCUGCAACAGAGAGAACACUGCUAGGUUUUUUCCUUGCAAAAAUUCACAAAAUUGAUCCUGAUAUCAUUGUGGGUCAUAAUAUUUAUGGGUUUGAACUGGAAGUGCUACUGCAGAGAAUUAAUGUGUGCAAAGUUCCUUACUGGUCCAAGAUAGGUCGGCUGAAGCGAUCCAACAUGCCAAAGCUUGGGGGCAGGAGUGGAUUUGGUGAAAGAAAUGCUACCUGUGGCCGAAUGAUCUGUGAUGUGGAAAUUUCAGCAAAGGAAUUGAUUCGUUGUAAAAGCUACCAUUUGUCUGAACUUGUUCAACAGAUUCUGAAAACUGAAAGGGUUGUAAUCCCAAUGGAAAAUGUACGAAAUAUGUACAGUGACUCUUCUUAUCUGUUGUACCUGUUGGAACACACCUGGAAAGAUGCCAGGUUCAUUCUGCAGAUCAUGUGUGAGCUAAAUGUUCUUCCAUUAGCAUUGCAGAUCACUAACAUCGCUGGGAACAUUAUGUCUAGGACGCUGAUGGGUGGACGAUCCGAGCGUAAUGAGUUCUUGUUGCUUCAUGCAUUUUAUGAAAACAACUAUAUUGUGCCUGACAAGCAGAUUUUCAGAAAGCCUCAGCAAAAACCGGGAGAUGAAGAUGAAGACAUUGAUGGAGAUACCAGUAAAUACAAAAAAGGACGUAAGAAGGCAGCUUAUUCUGGAGGCUUGGUAUUGGACCCCAAAGUUGGUUUUUAUGAUAAGUUCAUUUUGCUUCUGGACUUCAACAGUUUGUAUCCUUCCAUCAUUCAGGAAUUCAACAUUUGUUUUACAACAGUGCAAAGAGUUGCUUCAGAGGCACAGAAAGUUACAGAGGAUGGAGAACAAGAACAGAUCCCUGAGCUGCCAGAUCCAAGCUUGGAAAUGGGCAUUUUGCCCAGAGAGAUCCGGAAACUGGUAGAGCGGAGAAGACAAGUCAAACAACUAAUGAAACAGCAAGAUUUAAAUCCAGACCUUGCUCUUCAGUAUGACAUUCGACAGAAGGCUUUGAAGCUCACAGCAAACAGUAUGUACGGCUGCCUGGGAUUUUCCUACAGCAGAUUUUAUGCCAAACCACUGGCUGCUUUGGUGACAUACAAAGGAAGGGAGAUUUUGAUGCAUACGAAAGAGAUGGUACAGAAGAUGAAUCUUGAAGUUAUUUAUGGAGAUACAGAUUCAAUUAUGAUCAACACCAAUAGCACCAAUCUGGAAGAAGUGUUUAAAUUGGGAAACAAGGUGAAAAGUGAAGUGAAUAAGUUGUACAAACUACUUGAAAUAGACAUUGAUGGUAUUUUCAAGUCCCUGCUACUGCUGAAGAAAAAGAAGUACGCUGCUCUGGUUGUUGAGCCAACAUCGGAUGGGAAUUACGUCACCAAACAGGAGGUGAAAGGAUUAGAUAUAGUUAGAAGAGAUUGGUGUGAUCUUGCUAAAGACACUGGAAACUUUGUCAUUGGCCAGAUUCUUUCGGAUCAAAGCCGGGACACUAUAGUGGAAAACAUUCAGAAGAGGUUAAUAGAAAUUGGAGAAAAUGUGCUAAAUGGCAGUGUCCCAGUGAGCCAGUUUGAAAUUAACAAGGCGUUGACAAAGGAUCCUCAGGAUUACCCUGAUAAAAAAAGCCUACCUCAUGUACAUGUUGCCCUCUGGAUAAAUUCUCAAGGAGGCAGAAAGGUGAAAGCUGGAGAUACUGUGUCGUAUGUCAUCUGUCAGGAUGGGUCAAACCUCACUGGGAGUCAAAGGGCCUAUGCACCCGAGCAGCUGCAGAAGCAGGACAAUUUAAACAUUGACACCCAGUACUACCUGGCCCAGCAGAUCCACCCAGUCGUGGCUCGAAUCUGUGAGCCAAUAGAUGGAAUUGAUGCUGUUCUCAUUGCAACGUGGUUAGGACUUGACCCCACCCAAUUUAGAGUUCAUCAUUAUCACAAAGAUGAAGAGAAUGAUGCUCUCCUUGGUGGCCCAGCACAGCUCACGGAUGAAGAGAAAUACAGGGACUGUGAAAGGUUCAAAUGUCCAUGCCCUAUAUGUGGAACCGAGAAUAUUUAUGAUAGUGUCUUCGAUGGUUCGGGAACCGAUAUGGAGCCCAGCUUGUAUCGUUGCAGUAACAUCGAUUGUAAGGCUUCGCCUCUGACCUUUAUGGUACAGCUGAGCAACAAAUUGAUCAUGGACAUUAGACGUUGCAUUAAAAAAUACUACGAAGGCUGGUUGAUUUGUGAGGAGCCAACAUGUCAAAAUCGAACUCGGCACCUUCCCCUUCAGUUCUCCCGAAAUGGACCUCUUUGCCAAGUCUGCAUGAAAGCUACACUUCGACCAGAGUAUUCUGACAAGUCCCUGUACACCCAGCUGUGCUUUUACCGGUACAUUUUUGAUGCGGAGUGUGCACUGGAGAAACUUAUUACCGAUCAUGAGAAAGAUAAGUUGAAGAAGCAGUUUUUUACUCCCAAAGUUCUUCAGGACUAUAGAAAACUCAAGAACACAGCAGAGCAGUUCUUGUCCCAAAGUGGCUACUCGGAAGUGAAUCUCAGCAAACUCUUCGCCGAUUGUGCUGUGCGGUCCUGAGGGGUUCCCGGAAGUGGACGCUCGGGGGCGGUGGAAGGAAGACCCACAUCCUCGGCACCUGCACCAUGGCCCUGGCUGCUUCUCCUGCAUCGCUUUUCCUUUGGGACUACAUAUCAUGUUUGUGUGGAUGUGGCUUGGGAGGGGGAUUAUUAAGGGGGAAGGGACUGCAAAAAUAUUUAAUCUGCCAAGCAUCAGAGAACAGCAAAACCGCCUUCCUCUGACAGUAUACCUCGUGCUGCUAAAACACCACCUGGAGAUGGCUGCUUCACAUUCGCAUUCGGGACUGGAUUUCUAGGGGAGGGGUCGGUGAGGGAAGAGAAAUUGAGAGUGGCUGGGAUGCAAGUCACCCCAGGCUUUGCCCCAGGACCUUCAGCAGAGGCGCCCCCAGAAAGAGGGUUUCGUGGAGCUUGGUCGGAGGGCUGACACUUUGCCUUUUCACGGGCCAGUUAAAUCCAGUCUGAACCCAAGUGCUUCCCGGGCUGCUGGCUCCAGGAGUGGCUAUCCUUUUCGGUCUUUCUGUCAUAUAGGUAGCUGAGGGGGGAGAUUUAGAAGCCUUGCACUGAUUAAAUAGAUUAAACAGAGCUUACUUGUGUAUUGAAUUUCUCCAAAGCCCAACAUGCACGCGUACAUGCACACUGGGCAGCCGUUUUACACUCACCUUCCUUUUUUAUUUCCUCAAGUAGAAAAUCUAGGUAAAGGUUUAUACAAAAGGAAAGCACAUGUUAAAUAAUUUCAUAUCCUAUAGCAUUUCAUUAAAAAUGUGUAUAGGUUGGGGUGAGGAUCAUUGUGUUAUAUUCAGAAAAACUGGGGGGAGAGAUGGUUAAUCGGCCCUGGCGCUAUUUUUCUCAUUUCUUCAGAACGGUGCCUUUUUGCCAGAAGCCAAACGUAUUUCAACAUAUCAGUCUUUCCUUUCUUACGUUCUUGGUAAGAUUAUACUAACAAAACAUAUUUCCCCUUGUACAA
This is a messenger RNA of Eubalaena glacialis (North Atlantic right whale), 5504 nucleotides long. RefSeq names its product DNA polymerase alpha 1, catalytic subunit (gene POLA1). NCBI's taxonomy places the organism in Eukaryota, Metazoa, Chordata, Mammalia, Artiodactyla, Balaenidae. The record is from RefSeq and is a predicted model, not a curated record. The transcript is spliced from 38 exons. Gene Ontology annotation, biological process: lagging strand elongation; mitotic DNA replication initiation; DNA replication. Gene Ontology annotation, molecular function: chromatin binding; pyrimidine nucleotide binding; purine nucleotide binding. Gene Ontology annotation, cellular component: alpha DNA polymerase:primase complex. The coding region runs from base 60 to 4541 and encodes 1493 amino acids.